CAUAGAAGAAAAGAAAGAAGAAACGAGACUACACCUACCUAACAGUGCCACUUCUCUCUCUCUCUCUCUCUCAAAUUAUCCUCGUGCGUCAAUGGCGACUCAAGGUCAGGUUAUCACAUGCAAAGCUGCGGUGGCUUACGAGCCGAACAAACCUCUGGUCAUCGAAGAUGUGCAAGUGGCUCCCCCUCAGGCCGGUGAGGUUCGGAUCAAGAUCCUCUUCACCGCUCUCUGUCACACCGACGCCUACACCUGGAGCGGCAAGGAUCCUGAAGGUCUCUUCCCUUGUAUCCUCGGUCACGAGGCCGCUGGGAUUGUUGAGAGUGUUGGUGAAGGUGUAACUGAGGUUCAACCUGGGGAUCAUGUUAUCCCUUGUUACCAAGCUGAGUGCCGUGAAUGCAAGUUCUGCAAAUCAGGCAAGACUAACCUCUGCGGCAAGGUUCGAUCCGCUACUGGUGUUGGGGUCAUGAUGAACGACCGUAAGAGCCGCUUCUCCGUUGACGGGAAACCCAUUUAUCACUUCAUGGGUACCUCCACGUUUAGUCAGUACACUGUUGUUCAUGAUGUUAGUGUCGCCAAGAUCGAUCCUCAGGCUCCUUUGGAGAAAGUCUGCCUUCUUGGGUGCGGUGUCCCCACUGGCCUUGGAGCAGUUUGGAACACUGCAAAAGUAGAGCCUGGGUCAAAUGUUGCCAUUUUUGGUCUUGGGACCGUGGGGCUUGCUGUUGCUGAGGGUGCAAAAACAGCUGGUGCUACAAGGAUCAUUGGCAUUGAUAUUGACAGCAAGAAGUAUGAAACUGCAAAGAAGUUUGGUGUUAAUGAGUUUGUGAACCCAAAGGACCACCAGAAGCCAAUUCAGGAAGUGAUUGUCGACCUCACUGAUGGCGGUGUUGACUACAGCUUUGAGUGUAUUGGGAAUGUCUCCGUGAUGAGAGCCGCAUUAGAGUGCUGUCACAAGGGAUGGGGAACUUCGGUUAUAGUCGGUGUUGCAGCAUCAGGACAAGAGAUAUCAACCCGACCUUUCCAGCUCGUGACUGGCCGUGUGUGGAAAGGAACAGCUUUUGGUGGUUUCAAGAGUCGAACCCAAGUGCCUUGGCUUGUAGAGAAGUAUAUGAACAAGGAGAUCAAAGUGGAUGAGUACAUAACGCACAACAUGACCUUGGGAGAGAUCAACAAGGCUUUUGACCUGUUGCAUGAAGGUACUUGCCUUCGUUGUGUCCUCAGUACCAGCGAAUGAUAAACCAAUGGUUUUAUCUUCUCUUUCUCCACUUCAUCAUGUGUUUUGUGUCUUUUGUCGGUAAUGAGUCAAUGACAAGUUCCUGAGCUACGGACUCAAGUCGUGUGUAUCCUGUCUUAUGCUUCCGUAAAAUUUGAUUAAAGACCGAGUAUCAUCAUUAAUAAUAAGCGACCAUGUUGAUGGAGA
Messenger RNA from Brassica oleracea var. oleracea, 1417 nucleotides. RefSeq names its product alcohol dehydrogenase class-3. Gene Ontology annotation, biological process: formaldehyde catabolic process. Lineage: Eukaryota; Viridiplantae; Streptophyta; Magnoliopsida; Brassicales; Brassicaceae. Gene Ontology annotation, molecular function: zinc ion binding; S-(hydroxymethyl)glutathione dehydrogenase [NAD(P)+] activity. The transcript is spliced from 9 exons. The record is from RefSeq and is a predicted model, not a curated record. Bases 92 to 1231 code for a protein of 379 amino acids. Gene Ontology annotation, cellular component: cytosol.